UUUGACGCGAGUUAUACAUGUCGGAACUCGCGUGGGGGAAAAUAGAUACAUUCGCAUAAUGAUCCUUGCGAGUUUACGAUUCGGCAUAUAUCGACGAGUUCGCGUGAACCUGUGGGCCUCAAAACGGAUAGAGCAGAUUUAACAACAAAUUCGUGGUUUUCAGAUACUCGGAAGCUGAUUGCAUCGGGCGAAGCCAUAACGAAUAGAGCCUUUUCGGAAGAAAAGGAAGAAGAAAGAUAUGCAAACUCCAAUAGUUUAACUGAAACUUCAAACUUAAUGCAAAGACACUGCAGAGAAAAAAAUAAGUACAAUCGUGUGAGAUGUAUUGCACGCAAAAGUCAAUCAAAACUUUCAUGCAGCAAAGUAUAUCGUUAGUUUGUAACUAAGAUGCGAUGCAACCUCGUAAUCUCGUCGCGAUAUCAAGACAAUCGAAACGCAACGUUCUCCAAAUUAUGUGCGCGUACGAUGUUCAAGUUUCACCCAGUUUGGUUGACUCGGCUGAGUACGGCACUGGGCAUCCAUCCCAGUGAAAUGUGGCCCCGCGGCGAGAAAAACGGGGACCCGGCGUGCGGCGGUGGCCAAACGAGCCAGGGCAUUACCAGCGCGGUGUGCAGCCACGGCAGUCUCACGGUAACCGGUAAGAGGCUUUCGUGAGGAGGACGUUGAGCGAUCACGACGACGACGACGAGUCCUGAACGAGCCCCUAGAAAUUGGGCCCAACGUCUCGUGGUCGACGCACGUAGGCGCGAUCAACUGACAGCGCGCGGAAUGCGCGUGUUUUGCAAGAACGCGAGUCCAGAUGCGGGGGGAAGCUCCUCAGCAACACCAGGACAACGAAGACGACGACGACGAUCAUAAGAUCGGAAUACAGCACGGAUUAAACGGCUUCCCCAAUGUCAAUUAUGCAGGCAGUAUGACAGUUACAUAGAACUGAAUUGCUCGAAGGUGAACAAUCCGUGAUUUCCGAGUUGAGGAACUCUGGAAUCGAUCAAAGUAAUCGGCGAUUGCAGGGAGAGGUGAAGACUAACAUGUGUUAUGUGUGAAUACUAAUGAACAGUGUGACUCGUGUUUCGCAGGGAUUUACGUCACGUCAAGGUGAAGAGAGCAUUAUGCUUCCGCGCUAGCAGGAGGAUGUGCGACGUAUUAAUAUGCUGAUAAACAGGAACUAGUAUGAGUUUAGUUAGCACUGGCAGUAUACAGAGGCGAGAGUAUUCUUCCCAACGAGUGACACGUGCUAAACGCUGAUAGAGAGGCGAUUGGAAUAAUUCGUGCUCGACUGAGACUUGCUACGUUCUAUCGGGAUAAAAGAAAUGUUCUCUUCCUUUCACGAGGUUGAAGAGAAGCGGAGGACGCGUGGAUGCUGAGAGAAAAUCGGUUGCGACUCAUGCUUCAUUGGAACUUUCGCUGUACCGAGACGCAGGGUGUUCCUUUUCGUGUACGAAGCCGGAGAAAGAGACAGGAGGCGGGUGAAUGCCGAUAGAGGGGAAUUGGUGUUACUCGUGGCACUGUACCGGGGAUUAGUGUACGAGAGAGAGAGAAAGAGAGAGAGACUGGUAUGUCGAUUGUCAGCGGCGGCAUGGGCUUGAGUUUAAUGCGAAGGCUGCGAUUGUGCGAUCGCGACGGUCCCCGUCGCGAGUGACGCUUGUGCGUGUGCGAAUUGAACGGUAUCGCGGCACAAGACUAGUCUUAAUUGUGUAUGUGUAAGUGAAUAGUAUUCAACGUAUACGCUAUAAAUGUAUUCAUUGAAUACAUUUAAAUACAUACUGACUCGGUGAAUACUUCAGGACAAUGAUAGUGUUGUCCGACUUGCACGAUAACCGAUUUAGCUCCGAAGUGAUAACGUGACUUUUACGAUCACUUCUGAAGUGUACAGUGCAUGAUUCAAGAUGCUUGGUGUGACUCAUUAUUUAUUUGAUACGUUCUACAAUCAAGGUGUAAUUUCUUCUUCAUAAUACACGGUCGCGCAACGCAAGAUAAUACACAAGAUAAUACACAACGCAAGAUAAUAAUUUGAAAAAAUAACUAUUAAUCAAAUUUUUUUAUCUACGGUUAAUCAUGCGACAAUUAUCAGCGAGAUAACUGCUUCGGUGUCUCUUCUUAGAUUGCAACAUUACCUACGAAACAGAUAGCACAGAAGAAAGUGACGCUGAAGAAAUCAGUCAUAACUGAGUCAUAACAGAUGACGAUUCUCGCUAGAUUCCUUCGGCAAGGAUUACGGAAAAUAGAAGUAUUCUUUGCGAGAGCUCACUGUUUCAUCACGACACGCGACAGCGAGGCGCCGUUGGCAGGUGCAGGUGUUCGGAACGAGAAGCGCGCGAAAGAAGACGCAGGCAAGAGAGAAGUGAGAGAAAGAGAGAGGGAGGCGAAUACGAGAGAAGAAGAAAAGGAAGAAGAAGAAAAGCAGAAAUCGGCCGUCGAGAGAGUAGCACGUCGCACGAGUAGGGCCCCCUACGGCGAUAAGGCGAGGCCCGUGAGGUCGGUGGAGGGAACGUAUGUAUCGCGCGGGGCCGGUCGCGCGGACUGGGCCUGCUCGUGAGAGACCGCGCGCUGACCCAGAUUUCGGCGGUUCGAACGAGGCGAGCCGACGCGAGGAGACCGCGGCGGACUUUCUGAAAUGGGACACGGCGCAGCCUGGAGCUAAAUUAGCCGCGAUGUCCAAUAAGAGUAAGUCCCAGCCGCAGCAGCAGCAUCAGCAGCCGCACCAUCAGCAACAGCAGCCGCAACAGCAUCCUCCGCACGUGAUCAAGCCAGUGGACCAGCUGCCGCCGCGUUACCAGCCGCCGCCGCAGCCCACCAGUGGCAUCCUGAAGAAUCAUCUUCACUUCGCCAGCGGAGCGUCGUCGGCGCCGAGCUCGGGCCAGGCCGGCAGCAGUCAAGGUCCGGGCGCGGCCUUGAGCCAUCAUCAGAGCACGCAACCGCGCACGUUGCCGCCACCACUGCCGUCUUCACAGCAGCAACAUCAACAGCAACAGCCGCAACAGCCGGCUCAACAACCACCACAGCAGCAGUCACAGAAGGAUGCACAGAGCAAGUAUUCCCCGAGAAUAGAGCAUCGUCACCAUCAUCAUCAUUCCCAGCCGGCUAACGCGUUGAUCGGCGCGUCGGCGGCGUCUAAGAGCCAGCAGCAGCCGCAGCCAGCCUACCUCCAGCAGCCUAAGCUCAGUCAAGGCCCGUAUUUGCCACCCAGCAGCCAAUACCCGGCGGUGAGCAGCGGCCAGAGCGUGCCGGUCAGGCAGAGAAUUAGCGACGACGAAUUCCUGCGACUCGGCCCUGUGGAGAUGCUCAAGUUUGUACGGAAGACCGAGAGUGACAUCGCUAGGCUCGCCGCCGAGCAGAAUCGCCAGAUACAGAGCUUGCUGAAUGAGCUGCGGGCGUUGAAGGAGGCCAACCAAAGACUAAACGACGAUAACCAGGAACUGCGCGAUCUCUGCUGUUUCUUGGACGACGACCGACAAAAGGGUCGCAAGUUGGCGAGAGAGUGGCAGAGGUUCGGCCGAUACACGGUGAGUGUUAUGCGCCAGGAGGUCUCGGCUUAUCAGAACAAACUACGUCAGCUGGACAACAAGCAGCAGGAGCUGAUUAAGGACAAUCUUGAACUCAAAGAGCUGUGUCUGUACCUCGACGAGGAACGUGGUGGUGGUCAAAGGGACGACGGGGAUGGAUCGAGUUCCAGUACGAACGCCGAAGAGACCGCGUUGCCGAGGCCGAGGCACACUUCUACAUUUAACGAUCAAACUAUGCAAUAUGUGAGGAGUUUGGAGCAACGGGUGAAGCAAUUGGAGGAAGACAAAAGCGUUCUCCAAGCUCGUGCGCAAGGUUGGGAAGUACCACCAGGCGAAGUCUGGGAGAGCCCCAAUAGUCCAAAUGACAAUCCUCACCUAGGAAGUCGACCAGAAGCCGUAGUGCGCGCUCUUCAAGUUCUUGAAGUCAGAGAACAAUUAGAAAGAGAGGAAGGUCACGACGGUGAGAAGGCGUUGGUCAGAGAAAUGUGCAAUGUUGUCUGGCGAAAAUUGGAGGAGGGUCCGCAAGCGAGGCAUUAGGAAGGACGUCCUUUAGAUUUUAAAUGUUACUAUAAAACAGGCAAUGAAGAGAGCUCCGAUAAACGUUCGGGAUGUAACGAUAGUAUUAUAGCGUAUGAUGCAAAUAGUACAGUGUAUGUACGUAAUGUAGAUUUUUAUACUCAUACAUUUGGUUUCAAUACGAUUUAGGCACUUUUUCUUUCGAUGCAGUUUGGAACGCAGUCGAUGGUCCACAUUGAGAGACUUUUCUUAUCUUAUCAAUUGUUCUUUUUCUUAUCAAUUCUCAGAAGUUGGUUCUUACACUGGACCAUCUGAUGCACUCUUAAUUUCAUCAGCAAAAGUGUGUACAAAUCGUCGUGUAAAGAGGUGUGCAAUUAUCUCUCGGUGCGAAAAUACCGACAACGUGUGUCUAUUUAUGCGGAAAUUGUAGCGUCGUUAGCUGUUGGCCAGAUUGACUGUUAACAGAGUAUUUUUUAUUAGA
This is a messenger RNA of Odontomachus brunneus, 4500 nucleotides long. It is a transcript of the gene Ccdc85, whose product is annotated as coiled-coil domain-containing protein 85C. Lineage: Eukaryota; Metazoa; Arthropoda; Insecta; Hymenoptera; Formicidae. The transcript is spliced from 5 exons. The record is from RefSeq and is a predicted model, not a curated record. The coding region runs from base 2493 to 4040 and encodes 515 amino acids.